Messenger RNA from Aethina tumida (small hive beetle), 1236 nucleotides. Its product is annotated as protein CLP1 homolog. Gene Ontology annotation, molecular function: polynucleotide 5'-hydroxyl-kinase activity. The record is from RefSeq and is a predicted model, not a curated record. Bases 1 to 1236 code for a protein of 411 amino acids. Lineage: Eukaryota; Metazoa; Arthropoda; Insecta; Coleoptera; Nitidulidae. The transcript has a single exon. Gene Ontology annotation, cellular component: mRNA cleavage factor complex; nucleus. Gene Ontology annotation, biological process: tRNA splicing, via endonucleolytic cleavage and ligation.
AUGUCUGACUUUAAACAAGAGUAUAAAUUGAGGGAAGAAAAUGAAUUGCGCUUCGAAAUUGAAGGUAAAAAUCAGAUAGUGAAAAUAACUCUCAUUUCGGGUACUGCAGAGAUUUUCGGCACCGAAUUGGUAACCGACAGAACCUACGAAUUCCGUACCGGAGCAAAAAUCGCAGUGUUCACGUGGCAUGGUUGUGUCAUAGAAGUCAUUGGAAAACCUGAAGUAAUCUACGUGUCAGAGGAAACCCCGAUGAUUUCAUAUGUUAACUGUCACUUAGUGCUGGAAUCUAUGAGGUCUGCCUCCGAGUUGAACAAAAGAGGCCCUGUUGUCCUGGUCGUGGGACCCAAGAAAGUUGGAAAAUCUACGUUGUGUAGACUGUUGUGCAAUUAUGCUGUAAGGUCAUGUCGCAGGCCUCUGUACGUCGAUUUGGAUGUUUGCCAGAGCUCAAUAGGCGUUCCCGGAACGAUCGGAUGUCAACUCGUUGAAAGAGUUGCUGAUGUCAACGACGGUUUCUCCCAAGAGUCCACGUUGGUUUACAAUUUUGGACACAAAACCCCUGAAGCAAAUACUACUUUGUAUUCCCAAUUGGUGGAGCAACUAGCGAAAGAUGUCAACGAGAGACUGACGCGUGGUGCCAUGAAAAUCAGACAGUCAGGAGUUGUGAUAAACACAUGCGACUGGAUCAAAGGUGAUGGGUACUCUCAAUUACUGAACACCGCCAAAGCUUUUCGGGUUGAUGUCAUCAUGGUGCUGGACCAGGAAAGACUCUACUACACAUUGUUAAAGGAUUACUCCGGACUCGGUCAAGUCGUUCACCUCCAGAAGAGUUCGGGGAUAUCAUCUCGAUCCGAUGAGAUGAAAGACACAACACAUUCUUUGGUAAUGCGUCGCUACUUCUACGGAACACCUAAAAAUUCCAUGUUUCCCUAUACCAUCCGCUUGAAAUUCAGCGACGUAAAGAUGUUCAAAGUCGGGGACCAAACUUCGUCAAAUACAGAGGAUUUAACUAAAUUAAUUCCCCUUGCACCUGGUUACAAAGUGUGUUACCAUUUAUUUGCUGUGUCUUCAGCGAUGUUGGUAGCCGAGGACCUCACAACCAAACAUGUGCUUGGGUUUGUAUGUGUGAGUGAAGUUGAUGUCAAAAGGAAAACUUUGAGCAUACUCUCACCACAACCCGGACCAUUGCCCAGUAACAUUUUAUUAUUUUCGGAAUUUCAGUUUAUAGAUGACUGUUGA